AUGUUCACACUUAUAAUAAUUGCUAUUUCUCAUCUUGUCCUUUUGAUUGUUGCUCAAAGAAAUCCUUUACUCUACAAGCGACAAGAGGAGACUCCAGUACUUCUAGGACUGCAAUGUCCACCGUAUAAUGAGGAUUUCAUGGGUAACCAGGUGCGUCGCUUUUCCGGCGUGUUUCUGGGUGACUUUCGAUCUGGUGGGGGUUCAGUUCCAGGGCCAUUGGCAGUACAAGGCAAUAUGGAUUCGCCUGGGAUUAAUGUUAAUACUCAACGAGGUGCAUCGUGCCCCGCUUCGUCAGACGAGACUUAUUUUGGGAACUAUGGCUUGGUGGUAGAAGGACAAGUUGAUGGUGGCCCUAUUUCAGUAACUGGUGAUGCCUUUUUAGCUGGAGGUGGUGAUACAGCACAAGUGCAUGAAAGUGGCAGGGCAGCUGGAUGUAGUAUCAUCACUGAUCAGGACACCGGUAUACUCAACUUCACAUUGUGGCAAUAUCAGCUCAGCCAGGCAUCAGAACUAUUUGCAAAAUGGUAUCCAAACAUGCGACUAAACAGUGACAACACGGUCACUGUAUUCAGAAGCCCUGACCCAGGGCAUACUCAUUACGACGUUUUCAUCAUGGAUACUUGCGACAAAAGUAUCACCCCCAUGUAUUGUGGAGACGCUAACCCGGAAGAGUUGUCUGAUCCAUCCCAUAUGCUCUUGGGAUUAGGAUCAUGGCCUGGUCCAACAGACUACGAUUUCACCACGUGGACUCCUGAGACCCACGAACAUACAGUGGUCAUUAACGUACCUGUAAAUUCUGGUCACAGCAUUCGCAUCUCAACAGCAAGACCAAGUCAAGGCUUCUUAUCUUGCAACAUUAUCUAUAACUUUUAUCCCGUGGAUACAGAUGGAAGAUUUGAUCGUGAUGGGUCAUUUACCCUAAUCCGUGACACGGAGGUGAUGGGUGGUUAUGUACUGGCAUAUAAUGGACAUGUAAUUGAUGGCGAAAAUGGACACUUUUCAGGGCAAGUGCUUGCUAAAGAAUACAGUUGGGAAAAUCCGACAAGAGGUACCCAUAUCCAGCCAUAUGCUGAUGAUCCCAGUGGUCAUUGCUCGGAUAAUUUCGAAGGAUGUUUCCCAGUUCUUGUGAACAUUGCAGUGCCCACAGCAACCACAACUGAGGUGCAACCCAGCUCAACCGAAGAAUCGUCAUCCACUCCACCUGAAGAAUCGUCAUCCACUCCACCUGAGGAAUCGUCAUCUACUCCACCUGAGGAAUCGUCAUCUACUCCACCUGAGGAAUCGUCAUCCACUCCACCUGAAGAGUCAACAACGGAACCAGUGGAGUCGACUACCGCUCGUGUUAUCAUCACUAAAACAGAGACAACCUUUGCCCCACAGAUUGUCAACACUGAAACCCAAUAUGUAACAUACACACUUACAGCCCACGAACACAACAUCUAUUCAACGAGACCUAUCACUGUCACCAAAACAUAUACACGUUUGCAUACUGACCAUGUACUCCACACAGACUUUCACAGCGAUUGGGCUAUUCUACCUCCUAUAGUCACCGAUAUCACAACCACGAGGACGGCUACACACACUCAAACACCUCUCACUACAAUGACCGUUUUUGCUACGCUAUAG
Messenger RNA from Lichtheimia ornata, 1626 nucleotides. RefSeq lists its product as uncharacterized. Bases 1 to 1626 code for a protein of 541 amino acids. The transcript is spliced from 4 exons. The record is from RefSeq and is a predicted model, not a curated record. NCBI's taxonomy places the organism in Eukaryota, Fungi, Mucoromycota, Mucoromycetes, Mucorales, Lichtheimiaceae.